AAAAUUAAUCAUGAUUCUCGCGACUGCUCGGUCCGAGAAACAUCUACACGUAGCAGCAGACCGCUUCUGUCGCUACCUACGACGAGAACAUGGGUUGAAGGCGGAUGCAGCCGGAUUGCUGGGCCGGAACGAGCUGAAGAUCAAGCUGAGGCGAAAGGCAAAACGGAUGAGGAUGCUGGCAAAUGUGGGCGGGACAAUGCCAGAGGGUAACAUUGACGAUGGAAUCCGCACGGGCUGGAUCUGCUGUACAUUGGGCAAGCUGGAGGCGCACCCUGAAGAUACACACAUGCCUGGCGACGAUGUGGAACAGUUUGUGGGCUUCAGAGAUGUCAAGCCAGGUGUUAAUGUGGUGGUGCAAAUGUUCACCGGGGAGAAAAGAGCAGAAGUAGAUCUGGACACUCUAUGGGGCGGUGUAGUAAGAACGUACCAAAGAAAAAUCAAGACGGCCGAUGAAGCUUUGAAAGACUUAGAGGAGGACAUAGAGGAUCUUGAAGAAGAUGUAGAAGACGACGAUUACCAAGUUCAACGCCAGUCACGAGGUGUAAACAAGCAGCCCACCGAAACGACUAAGUCUGCUACUCCUCCUACGCCAACACAGCAAAUACGCAGACCGCGACCAACUCCCGGAGAUGUCUUUCCGCCUGCCUCGUUUCCGAAUCCACAGAAGCAGAUACGCAGGCUGCACACUGUUGGUCUGAUGAAGUAGACCGUGUCAGACUUGGAGGCUUUUUUUUGGCCAGCUUCUAUUGAGAUACAUCAUGGCGAUUCAAACGAUUGUAAAAAAUAUGAAAACAAGACGAAUGUAGAAAAUAAUGUACAACGAAUCCCAUCCAACACACACCUUCCAUCC
This is a messenger RNA of Exserohilum turcica Et28A, 850 nucleotides long. RefSeq lists its product as uncharacterized. Gene Ontology annotation, biological process: mitochondrial proton-transporting ATP synthase complex assembly; mRNA stabilization; mitochondrial gene expression. Gene Ontology annotation, cellular component: mitochondrion. The record is from RefSeq and is a predicted model, not a curated record. The annotation marks the transcript as partial. NCBI's taxonomy places the organism in Eukaryota, Fungi, Ascomycota, Dothideomycetes, Pleosporales, Pleosporaceae. The transcript has a single exon.